GCAUCCUAUUCCCCCAAAUAAGAGUAUUUCCGAUUGUCUUUCGGGAAAAGCGGCGAAUUUCCGAUUGUCCUUGGAGAUGGAGACUGGCGGUAAGGUGAAGAAAGGUGCCGGAGGGAGGAAGGGAGGUGGACCAAAGAAGAAGCCCGUUUCUCGCUCGGUAAAAGCCGGCCUCCAGUUUCCGGUUGGUCGGAUCGGUCGUUAUCUCAAAAAAGGCCGCUACUCCGAACGCGUCGGUACCGGUGCUCCUGUCUACAUGGCCGCCGUGCUAGAGUACCUCGCUGCUGAGGUUCUUGAGCUGGCUGGGAAUGCCGCAAGAGAUAAUAAGAAAAACAGAAUCAUCCCCAGACAUGUUCUAUUGGCAAUAAGGAAUGAUGAGGAACUGGGAAAACUUCUAGCUGGAGUGACCAUUGCUCACGGUGGAGUAUUGCCUAACAUCAACCCAGUCCUCUUGCCAAAGAAGUCUGAGAAGGCAACAACAAAGGAGCCAAAGUCACCAACCAAGGCUACCAAGUCCCCUAAGAAGGCUUAGUUCUAACAUUUCCUCGACUCUCUAUCUGUAUGUAAUUUCCUCUUCCUAUCUGGCGCGUAGGAAAGCUUUAUCUGUUAGGAAUCAUGACAAAUUGUACUCUUUAUAUUCCAUGUUGGUGUAGGACGUCUUGUGUUUGGAAUGAAUUAAGUGAAACGAAAUUUCCAGGAUGAUGACAUUUCUCUUAUAUUGGUUUCUGUAGAUUCUAAUUGCCUUUGUUUGAAAAUAAUGUCAAGGUAAAAUU
Molecule: messenger RNA, 770 nt
Organism: Rubroshorea leprosula
Lineage: Eukaryota; Viridiplantae; Streptophyta; Magnoliopsida; Malvales; Dipterocarpaceae
Source: the annotation of a GenBank genome assembly